AUGCUCUUGGGAGCGAAAGUCCGCCAACCGGAACACUUAGUUCUCACUGCUCCAGGUGGAAUGUACGGCCUCUACGGUACCUAUAACUUGAAACCUAGACAAGGAUAUCCUAGCUUCGACGAAAAUUCUGGAAUCUACAGUACUCAGACCCCCAGCAAGGAAGAGGGCAUGCGAUUUUUUGCCUAUUGCUCACAUUACCUUGGAGAAGACACCAUCUUUCAGAAACUGAGGGAAAAGUUAAAUAAGCCGGAGCAUGCACCUCAUCUUGAUGUCCAAGAUAAAGGCCGAACACACGGAGAGUGCUUAAAAAUCAUCGAAUCCAUGUCACAACCGGCUACUAAAAUCCCUGGUGUCAAAGAAGUGGCAAAAAGAACUGCAUGCAGUCAGAAGAUGAUCAUAAGUCUAGCAUAUAGAAAUCAAAUUUAUCUUCAAGGACUUCAUUCUAGAUAUGCACCAGAGAGUAAAUCCAUGAAAACGAUAGUUAAUGCAGAUAUUCCUCUGUCUGUCAGUAGGGUAACGGAAACUGGCAUGUUUAUGGUAAACGCCGGCAAGACGGGCCAGAAAGGACUCGCUUGGUAUUUUGGAUAUCUACACCUUUUUCAGCGCGACUCGCCUAGAAAGCCAUGGUACAUCGUCACUCGAGUCGGACGCGAGGCCCAAAAUGGUGCCUUACUGUCCAAAUUUUUGAUUCAGCAUGUCAUGCCGCAGCUUCAUGUCCUGAGCCAGAAAACGGAUUUUAGCGCUACUAAGUUUAAUAAUGAGGCUGAAGUCUUGGCCCAAAUGCAAAUUGAAGGUAGAAAAGUUAGGGAGGUGCCAUCUACGAGCCUGAAAAUUUUACGUUUUGCAGGCUACAUUGCCGGAGACAAGUUGAAGGUCGUACUCAGUUAA
This is a messenger RNA of Blumeria graminis f. sp. triticale, 888 nucleotides long. NCBI's taxonomy places the organism in Eukaryota, Fungi, Ascomycota, Leotiomycetes, Helotiales, Erysiphaceae. The record is from the annotation of a GenBank genome assembly.